UCUUUUUAAAGAAGGUAUUACUACAGUUGCAGAGCUUGCUAGUGCUGAUGCAAUGGAUGUUGAGCGUGCAUUGUACAAAGCGUUACCAUUUGAGAGCGAGAAAGAGCAAUGUGGCGAGCAUGAGACUGAAGCUGCAAGAAGAAGGGAAAUGAGAACUGUUUUCGUCACUGGUAAAGAUGGACUUACGCCAUGUCAAGCUGCUAUUAUGCUGGUUAAGGAAGCCAGAGCUUUGGUAGAAGCUGAAUUAGGAUUAGAACAAGUAGAGUGGGAUAAAAAGGAUCGCUCGAGAAAAGCAACUGGGUCUGAUUUAUCAAAAACGUUAUUAGAAGCAACUCAAGUCAGCAAAUUAUCAGAGCCUGUCACUUUGUCUCGAGCUAAUUCUGAACUCAGUAGUGGCAGCAACGUUUCAGAAAAUGCUUUGAUACCUUGUGCACAACCCGAAAUUCAAUCACAAGUAAUGAAUCCAAAUAUUUCUCAGGAGGAAGAUCAAGAAAAUAGUAUUGAAGACGACUUUGUGUUACAAAUUAACACUCCAGAUGUUAUUGAAGAUAUAACCGACGAUGAAGAAAACAAUAUUGAUCAACAAAUUAGUCAAGAAAAAACACAAGAACCUGUUCCAGAAGAUGUUAUAGAAUCAGUUACAACUCCCAGUUCCUGGGUAACUUCAACUUCAAAUCGACGACGUUCAUAUUCACAGAGUCCUAGUUUAUUUGGCGAUAGUCUAAUCCUAGAUACACAAGAAUGCAAUCUUUUAGAUCAAAAUAUUGUCGAUUUAGAUAAUGUUGUGUUUGAUGAUACAAAUUUUUCUGUUGAUCAAGCUUCCAAAGGACAAAAAACAGAAGCAAGUACGAGCAAAAUCAAAUUAAAUAAGUCUGAAGAGCUACGUAAUGUAGAAGAAUCUCAAGUAACUUAUAAGUCAUUAAUAUGGAAUGAAGAUACUUGGAACUCUACGAGAAUUUCUCAUGAUGCUAAUAAACGUCUGCAAAAUCAAUUAGAUUUAUCAAAAACCUGUAGAGAAUCAACGGUACAAAUUUUGAGACAAAAAAAUUCGAGAGACUGCAAUGAAAAUCGUACUCCGAAGAGGAAACGGUCUACUGAUUUAGAUAAAUUACACAUAGCUGCUAAACGAAAGUACAAUUCUCCUACUGUUGAAAAAUCACCGAUUGCUAGUUUAAUUACUUAUGAAACUAACCGAAGACGAUCAACGGGUUCAAAUAAAUCUGAAGAUGACAUUAUUAGUCCUUCGCAAACUAAGGAGUCUUUUGGGAUGAAUAAAAAAAAUCACUCGAAAAUAAAAAUAAUGUCCUUGAGAAAUCGUACUCAAAAAAAUAUUCAGGUAAUUGAAACUUCUAGUAUUAAUUUGCGAUCCAAAAACCAAACUGAUAUAAAUUUAAUACCUACUACAUCUAAAUCUAAUCAAAUUCAAGCAGAAGUUCAAGUUUAUAAUGCGCCUGAUUCUGAGGAUGAUGACAUGUUUUUAUGCGAUGAUUCACCUUGCGCAGCUCCAAUUGUAAAGAAAAAUAUUCCGACAGAAACUACUUAUUUAGUUGCUGACAAAUCAAUUCCAUCUUCAGUGCUAAGAAGCAAAAGUGAAAAAAAUUUUGAUAAAAGAUCGUUGUUAAAAGAAUUAUCAAUUGUAAAUAUAUCUGAUAAGGUAAAAUUUAGUGAAUUUAAAAGUGAAAUCGAUGACAAGGAAGAAAUCGCGCUGGCGCUAGCAUGUGAAAUAUUUUCCCACAAUAAUGUGGGUAUUGGAACUAAAAUACUAAAUUAUGAAGCUUAUCAAGAUUCUAAAAAACGAAUAGAACAUACUGAUGGAGUUAGUGACAAUAGAAAACUUUGUGGAGUUGCAAUUACUUGGGGUGGGCAUAUUUACUAUCUUCCCUUUGAAAAUGUUCGUGAAACUAAUCGUGUACCAGUGAAAGAACGUAUGUCAUUAUUAACAAGAAUAUUAUCAACAAAUAAAUUAACUGUAAAAUGCUUCAAUCUCAAAGAAUCUUACAAAAUGCUGUACAAAUGCUGUGGAGUAACACCUUCAUGUAAAUUUAUUGAUAUAAUUACCUCAAAUUGGUUGUUAAAUUCUUACAUCACUUAUAAUAAUUUUGAGGAAUUAGUUAAAAAACAUUUACCUGAAAGUAAAAUCCAUUUAAGUAACAUCAAGCGUACUCCAAAUGAUACUGGACCGGGGCUGAAUGUCAGAAGCGAAGUACCAAGUAAAAUAAGAGCUGGUACUGAAGCUUUGCUGACCUGGUUUCUUUUAGAUGGUUUUCAAGACAAAUUGAUAACGCAAGACCCAGUUUUAUUAGAUACCUUCAAGGAAAUAGAAAUGGGAACAAUACAACUGCUGGCUCGUAUGGAAUUAACAGGAAUGGGAAUAAAUCAUCAGUCUCUACAAGAAUUAUCAAAAACUAUUCUUGAUGAAAUGUCACAGCUUCAAAAUCAAGUCUAUCGAUCAAUUGGAAAAAGUUUUAAUUUUUUAUCCUCUCGAGCUGUUUCAGAAGUUCUUGGCUUGAAUAAAGGCAAAAAAGCUUGUGCUAAUAAAGCAGUGCUCGAGCAAUGCAAUCAUCCAGUAGCUAAAAUGAUUAUUUAUUGGCGAAAGUUAAAUAACAUUCAUGUAAGAAAUAUUUGUCCUUUGCUACAACAUGCCGAAGGAUCCAACAGGAUACACGGAAACUGUUACACUACAACAGAAACAGGCCGAAUUUCUAUGCAUGAACCGAAUCUUCAAAAUGUUCCUCGUGACUUCAAUGCACCUGAUAAUAGUAAACUUUUCAGUAUCCGUACUGCUUUUAUUCCAGCGUUGGGAAACAUUUUGCUGUCUGCUGAUUACUGUCAAUUGGAAUUACGAAUAUUGGCACAUUUUUCCCAGGAGCCAAAACUCUGUAGCGUCUUGAAGAAGCCCGGAGAUGUAUUUAAGAAUAUUGCAGCACGUUGGUACAAUACAACUGAAUCAAGAGUUGAUGAUACAAUGAGACAAAGAGCUAAACAAUUGUGCUACGGAAUGAUUUAUGGAAUGGGAAUCAAAACACUAGCUGAAACGCUUCAAGUAAACGAGACCGAAGCUCGAGAAUUUUUAGAGACUUUUAUGGGUGCUUAUCCUGGAAUUAAAAAAUGGCUAGUUGAAGCUCUUGAAGAAGCUAAGAAACAAGGAUACGUUACGACACUAAUGAAACGCCGAAGAUUAUUACCAGAUUUGAACAACGAGUCAUCAGCGCUGAGAGCUAAAGCUGAGAGACAAGCUAUUAAUACGAAAAUUCAAGGUUCUGCAGCGGAUAUUGCCAAAAAAGCGAUGAUUCUUAUUGAUGAAAGGUUAAAAAAAGAAUUUCCUGAUAUGUUGAUGGUUUUUUCUGGAACAGAUGCUAAGAGAAAACUCAGACGUAGUAGAGAUACUUCACCAAGAGGCGCUUAUUUAGUUCUUCAACUUCACGAUGAGUUAAUUUAUGAAGUUAAUGCGGGAGAUCUUGAAAAAGUAACGAUAAUUAUCAAAGAGUCUAUGGAACAUGCUUGUUCAUUAUCUGUACCCUUACCAGUUAAAGUUAAAGUUGGAUCGGCUUGGGGUGAAUUGAAAGAAUACGAGUUUGAAACUUGAUAGUUAUUACUCAGAUAUUUUUUUAAAUUUGUAUUUUAAUUAACUUGUACAUAUAAAAUCGUGUCUCGUUAAUUACUGUCGUUGUUUCUUUUUUGUUGUAAGUAUUUUUUUCUGUGAUUUAAAAUCAAUU
This is a messenger RNA of Cotesia glomerata, 3716 nucleotides long. It is a transcript of the gene DNApol-theta, whose product is annotated as DNA polymerase theta-like. The record is from RefSeq and is a predicted model, not a curated record. Gene Ontology annotation, biological process: double-strand break repair via alternative nonhomologous end joining; DNA-templated DNA replication. Gene Ontology annotation, molecular function: DNA binding; ATP binding; DNA-directed DNA polymerase activity. Lineage: Eukaryota; Metazoa; Arthropoda; Insecta; Hymenoptera; Braconidae.